Pseudopodoces humilis (Tibetan ground-tit) is the source of this 588-nucleotide messenger RNA. The record is from RefSeq and is a predicted model, not a curated record. Lineage: Eukaryota; Metazoa; Chordata; Aves; Passeriformes; Paridae.
GAGGGGGGCGUGGUCACGUAAAGGGGGCGUGGCUCCAGCCUGCUGCGCCGGCCCGGCCCCGCAGCAGCGGCUCCGGGAGCUCCGCGCGCGCCGAAAGCGCCGAAAAACGCCCAAAAGAACCCCGAAACUGCCCCAAAAAACCCCCUCGGGAACCCCCCCCGAGCCCGCCAUGGUGUCGCUGCUCUGCUGCGGGCCCAAGAUGGCGGCCUGCGGGCUCGUCCUCAGCGCCUGGGGCGUCGUGAUGCUGGUUUUGGGGUCCCUCGGCCCCGAGCGCAUUUACGGCCUGUACGAGCAGGUCAGCUACAACUGCUUCAUCGCCGCGGGGCUCUACGCGCUGCUGGGCGGCUUCUCCCUGUGCCAGACCCGCCUCAACAAGCGCAAGGAGUACAUGGUGCGCUGAGACCCCAAAACUCCCCUUUUUCACCCCAAAAAAAGGCUCCCUUUUUUUUUUUUUUUUUUUUUUUUUUUUCUCCCCCCCCACCCCUCGUUUCCCAAAACUCCGCCCCUCUCGGAGGACCAAUUUUCUCCCGCCCGGAGCGACGCAGAGAAGUUUGGAGGGGUUGAAAGAAUAAAGAGAGUUGUUGGAUA